AGUUGCUAAUCGUAACUAUUACAAUGGAUGAUAACUCCUUGAGCGAUGACGAAGUAAAGGAAUCUCCUCUCAGCCCUGCUAUGGGUGGAAAGAAGUUGAAACUAAACGACGGAAGUUCGCAGGAUAGCUCCAAUGGAUCAGCUUCGUCGAGUAAGGAUGUGAAGGACGAAAAUGUGGACAGCGGGGUGUCCGCAGAUAAAUCAGAGAGCAUUAGCAGCGAGGAGCGAGCCGCAGAGCCUUUAGAAGGGCCCUCGAACGUGGUGGUUAACGCGGCGCCGUCGAGCAGUAUCCAUGGGAUCGUUCUAAACAUUCGGCGCCCAAGACUCGGAAGGUGUUACAGAAAACGAAAAACGCCCGACAGAGACUCCGACAGUGAUAAUUCAAGGGAUUCUGAUGAUUUAUCAACAGAAGAAAGCCCUCCUGUGUCAAGGAGAUUGUCUAAUAAUUCAGAUGGAGAGAGUGUGGAUUUGGAAAGGUCCUUAGGCGCAUUUUCAGAGGUGUCUAGAAGCCCCUCCAGCAACAGCAAUCAUAGUUCUUCCAAUGAGUCAAGUUACGGGCAGUCCAGCGAGCUGAAUCUGAUCAACUCAGACUCGGACAGUGAUGAUGGCAACCUGUGGCAAAGGUCUGACAUUGACCAAGAGGACAAGGCAAAGAUGGACAGUGUCUUGUCCAAGACUAGGCCAAAACAUAGUUAUUUUAUAUUGAGAGAGAUUAUGAAUCGAGAGAUGGGCCUGACGCUGCCCCGUGGAAAGACAACCAAGGAGGAUGUGAUGUUCGAAAGGAGGUUCUACGGCUCGCUGCACGCCGUUUACAGGCUGCAGAAGCUGCACCACCUCAACAAGCAUAAGGGCUGUGUUAAUUCGAUAAAUUUUCACCCUGAAGGACAACUGCUAGCGUCGGGGUCGGACGACACGAACGUGGUGGUGUGGGACUGGGCGCGGCAGGUGGCGCUGCAGACCAUCAAGACCGGCCACAAGUCCAACGUCUUCCAGAGCAAGUUCCUGCACCUCAACGCCAGGAGCCAGCUCAACAUCGUCACCUGCGCCAGGGAUGGACAGGUCCGUCUUCUCCAAUGCCCGCCGAGCGGCGGCGCCACGGUGUCGCGGCGGCGGCUCGCGUCGCACUCGCGCGCCGCGCACAAGCUGCACGUGAGCGCGCACGCGCCGCACCUCGUCGUGUCCGGCGGCGAGGACGGCGUCGUGCUGCAGUGCGACGUGCGCGCCGAGCAGGCCAACAAACUAUUCCACGUGAAGGAGUCCGGGUCGUCGAUCCCGCUGUACAGCGUGUCGGGGCACCCGCUGGAGCCGCUCCUGCUGUGCGUGGCGGGGCGGGACCGCUUCGUGCGCGUGUACGACACCAGGCACGCGGCGCGCGCCAGGGACCUCUUCUGUCCGAACUCCUUCCAAGACCACGAGACAGACGGUAAGAAGAAGUUCAAAUACAACAUGAUGCAUCUGACAUGCGCGAUAUACAACCACGACGGCAGCGAAAUACUCGGCUCGUAUAACGACGAAGAUAUCUAUCUCUUCGACAGCAUACGAGAUGUCUACGAUAAAGACAACCCCAACAGGGAGACGAACGGCUACACGCACAAGUAUAGCGGGCACCGGAACAGCGCCACGUUCAAGGGGGUGGCGUUCUUCGGGCCCAAGAGCCAGUACGUCGUGUCGGGGUCCGACUGCAGCCAUAUAUACAUCUGGGAUAAGGAGACUGAGGCCAUCGUGCAGUGGAUGGAGGGCGACAUCGGCGGCGUGGUGAACUGCAUAGAGACGCACCCGCGCAGCCCCGUGCUGGCGAGCAGCGGGCUGGACAAGGACGUGAAGAUCUGGGUCCCCUCCAGCCAGGAGGAACCCUCCUACGCAGGCCUAGAGAAGAUAGUCCGCGAGAACAGCACCACCCAGAGGAGUCCGCUGUUCAGUGAUUUUUUACCUACACUCUAUAACGCGUGGCGCGGCGAGAACCGCCUCUUCACCGACGAGGACCGCGCGCCGCCCUACGGCGGCAACAUCGAGUUCGACGGCAACGUCUGCACCGCCUUCUAGUGAACGGGCUUUUCUAGCUGAACGGAUAUUUCCUUACGGAUGUGCUGACUAACACACUGUCUCUGU
Messenger RNA from Cydia amplana, 2108 nucleotides. RefSeq names its product DDB1- and CUL4-associated factor 8. The coding region runs from base 24 to 2042 and encodes 672 amino acids. Gene Ontology annotation, molecular function: protein binding. Lineage: Eukaryota; Metazoa; Arthropoda; Insecta; Lepidoptera; Tortricidae. The record is from RefSeq and is a predicted model, not a curated record. Gene Ontology annotation, cellular component: cytoplasm; Cul4-RING E3 ubiquitin ligase complex. The transcript is spliced from 12 exons.